Molecule: messenger RNA, 2437 nt
Organism: Drosophila sulfurigaster albostrigata
Lineage: Eukaryota; Metazoa; Arthropoda; Insecta; Diptera; Drosophilidae
Exons: 1
Coding region: 246-2066 (606 amino acids)
Source: RefSeq, a predicted model, not a curated record
UUUAAGUAGUUUCGAUUGACAUUUAUCGUUUCCACAGAACAAACUUUCAUUGACACAAAAUGUUAUGAAAACAACAAAUGGUUGUUAAGCUCCUGAGCAUUAAUUGCUGUGUUAUGGCAGCUUGUAAGUUGUAAUCUCUGGAGGCAUUUGCCUGUGGUAAUUAGCUGACCGAAUUAAUCGCUUCAGAUGCUUAACAAAACGUAACCAUUACGCAUACGCACUGUGUUCGCAUCGCAAGUAAGGUCAUGUAUUGGUCGCAUUGGUUGCUGGGAGUGUUCCUGCUGAUGGCAUUUCAACUGUUGGUCGAUGGUUGGAAUUUAAGGUACAUUACCGGACUGUUGAUGCCGUUCCAAAAGAUGAUUCAGUUUCAGGAAAUUGUGUGGUUUAUCAGCCAAGAGCUUCACACAGAGCACACGGAGCAAAUGGACCGGUUCAUUCGCAUAAUGGCAGAUUCCUAUGGCAUUACUCAGAUUGUCGUCUACAACAACUCAGAGAUGCGAAUGAUUCGAUCCUCUGCCAAGCGUAAUCACAUGAGCAUUGUGUUCACCACCGGAGUCGAAGAUCCAAUUAUGAAGGUGGUCAACAAAGUGCUGCUGGCCAGGCACUAUUACUUCAGUGUAUUUAUGAUGAUGGAUAAGAUUGGAGACAUGGAGCCUGUCUAUGAGAUGUGUCGCUUUCUAGGCGAGUAUCAGUUUGAGAAUUCGCUGCUGUAUUUCGAAUCGAUGGAUGGAAGUAAUCAGCUCUUUGGCACCGCAAGAUAUCCCGCAAAGCAAAUUGAGAAUCGCACAGAUCUCAAAAAGUAUUUCCAACGUAAACGCAGGGAAAUGGUUAACGCUCAAAUGGAUGUGAGAGGCUUCAGUUUUGCGACACCAUUGCGAGAGGACGCCCCACAUUUAUUCGAGGUUGGCGGUCACUAUGAGGGGAGCACCUAUCGCAUCAUAGAAACAUUUGUUCAGCAUCUCAACGGAAGCUUCACUAAGCUGGAACUACCCAAGGAUGCACUUGGCGGUCAGGUGAUUAAUAUGAAGCUAACCCUGGAGCUGGUUCGUCAACGUCGCAUUGAGUUCUCCGCCCAUGCCUACGCGCUCUUCCGGUCCGACGAUGAACUGGAGAAGAGCUAUCCGCUGCUCGUAGUGCGCUGGUGUUUAAUGGUUCCGCUGUACAACAAGGUCUCCACCUAUUUGUAUGCUGUGCAGCCCUUCUCUGGUGUCGUGUGGUUCUUCGUGGUUGGCGCUUUUGUGGCUCUGCUGUCACUGGAGCUACUCUGGAUUUGGCUGUCCUCAGAGAGUGCUGCAGAAUCUUUCAUUGCCGCCUUGCUCAACUCUUUCUGCUACAUCAUCAAUAUAGCAACAGGUCGACAGUUGAUGCAGCCAUCAAUACUGCGAAUUCUGCUUUUAGUCACCGUCUUUUUCCAUGGCUUCUUCUUGUUUGCGUACUACACUUCGACACUUGGCAGCAUUCUGACUGUGAAUCUGUUUCAUGCUCAGCUCAACACAAUGGAGGAUCUGGUGGAGGCGCAACUGCCAGUUAUGAUUAUCGACUAUGAAUUGGAGUUCCUUUUGGAAAUGCAGUCAGAUCUUCCGACGGAGUUUCGGAAACUUCUACGACCUGUGGACAGCGGAGUCUAUGCUCAGCAUCAGAUGGCUUUCAACAGCUCGUAUGCUUACUUUGUGACCGAGGAUACUUGGCAAUUUUUGAAUGAACAGCAGCGGCACUUGAAGCAGCCUCAUUUCAAGUUUAGCGACAUUUGCUUUGGUUCUUUCCACCUUGCCUAUCCCAUGCAGAUGGACUCAUCCCUGUGGAGGGACCUCGAGUACUACACAUUUCGCGUGCACUCCUCUGGGCUGCAUAAUUAUUAUGCCAAAAUCAGUUUUGAAUCUGCAUUGCGGGCGGGAAUUGUGCAGCGCUUGCAGGAGAACAAGGAGUACACCUCAGCGGGACUGCAACAUCUUGCGAUUGCAUUUAUUUUCCUUCUGACCAUGGCUGCAAUUGCGAUUAUAAUCUUCUGCCUUGAGCUAAGUUGGGCGCGUAUUUUACGCUCUGUCAGUGACAAUUUAAAUAUUUAAAUUAUUGUCAACUGGUGACAUUUUAGCAAAGACCAAUGAAUAUGAAAUAUAGAAGAGACCUUUUCGCGAAAAAACGUAAGUGACAAACCCCAAACUUUAAAGGAGAACUUUUUUCAAAGUUUAUGUAUUAAUUCAUGAUGUGGUUAGGUCCCAGAUGUUAUACUCAAUACUUAAUUAGCUUUUACCCAUAUUUUCCAUUUAGUAAUGCUAUAAAAAAAGCAAAUGAACAAAGCGUUGCUUACGUUUCACGGGAAUUGCUCGAUAUAACAUAACAUGAACGUUAAAUAAAUACACAACGAGCUCUGGUCGCACCUCUACUUGAAUAAAAUAUUUAUUUAACCAGAAAUUGUAAUCGUUCUUCAUCAAUGGCA